This is a messenger RNA of Fomitopsis serialis, 3560 nucleotides long. RefSeq lists its product as uncharacterized. The record is from RefSeq and is a predicted model, not a curated record. The transcript is spliced from 9 exons. Bases 1 to 3255 code for a protein of 1084 amino acids. NCBI's taxonomy places the organism in Eukaryota, Fungi, Basidiomycota, Agaricomycetes, Polyporales, Fomitopsidaceae.
AUGGCCUGGGCGAACACUGGCUCAAAUCUCAAGUCAAAUGUCGAGGUUCAGCGCCUGGUCGACGACGUGUUGCUUGCGCCCGACUUCGACCUCGAGGACCUUCGACGCUUUCGUGUUACACGGGAACUCGAGCGGCUUGACAGCAUUGACAAGCCAGGCCAUGUUUUCUCCUCAUCGGAUGGCUGGCAUGAGACGUCCGUCAAGAUCCCUGUUCCGAAGGAGGGUAGCAGAUUCGCUUCCGAAGCUGCAGCACCAACGUUUGAGGUCGGUGAAGUCUUUGUCCGCAAACUCACCGAGGUUGUACGGUGUGCGGCCGAGGCGACGGACGCCUUCCGUUUCAACUGGCUGCCCUUCCGCAUGUACUGGCAUCGCAUCAAACAAGGUCCCCUGUCUACAGCAGCCGAAUCCGACUCUGGGAGCGACUCCGAUGGGGUGCCUGAGUACGAGAAUAUUCGCAUAUUCUCAGAUGUUCCGGACACCGACGCAAUGAUUGAGGAAGAUGCGCGUCUUCGCGCGCAACCUCGGAAUCCUGAAGAUGGCCCUGAGGUUGAGUACGCCAUCGCUCCUAUCCUACUCUGGUCCGACUCUACGCACCUGGCGAACUUCGGUGGUGCUCAUCUCUGGCCAAUCUACGUCUAUUUCGGCUGGCUCACCAAGUACAUCAGAGGCUGUCCGACGAAGUUUGCAGCCCAUCAUCUGGCGUACAUACCCUCGGACUGGUACCAGAACGUAUUCGGCACAUCUGCUACCGCCGAAACACUUCGCUUCUGCAGGAAGGAGCUUAUGCAUGCGAUCUGGCGGCUCCUGCUUGAUGAAGACUUCAUGAAAGCGUACCAUGAAGGCAUGCUAGUGUUGUGUGGAGAUGGCAUCCUUCGACGCCUUUUCCCUCGGUUCUUCAUCUACUCAGCAGACUACCCCGAGAAACCCGGACUUCAUUCACUCAUCAAUCGCGUUCGAAACUGGGUUUUCAAGCAGGGCUACUCACUCACGAGCAAGUUUCUUCGUCGCAUUAUUGAUCCUGUUUCCAUUCUUCCAACACGUAGCGCAUUCUCGGAACGCCUAGCCGACACAGGCUUCAAUUUCUACUCGUUAUUUGUUCCUGACAUCCUGCACGAGUUUGAGCUCGGAGUCUGGAAGGCAAUCUUCAUACAUCUCCUGCGUAUCUUAUAUGCAGAGGGUAAGGAUCGCAUUCAGAUUGUCAAUGAGCGCUUUCGCAAAAUCCCACCAUUCGGACGCAGUACAAUCCGACGAUUCUCGCGCAAUGUCUCUGGGCUGAAGCAAAUGGCCGGGCGAGAUUUUGAGGAUAUUCUGCAGUGUAUCAUGCCUGUGUUCGAAGGCCUGCUCCCUCCACCGCACGAUGACCUCGUGAUGAGCCUUCUCUUCACGCUCGCUUUCUGGCAUGCACUCGCCAAACUCCGCUUGCAUACUGAGGAAACAGUAGCGAUCUUUCACGGCGUCACCUGGGAGCUCGGCAGGACUACUCGUGAGUUCGCCGCAACAACUUGCGAAGCUUACGAUACCCAGGAGCUUCCAGCCGAGGAGGCAGCACGAGGCUGUCGAACAGCUGCUAUGCGUGCAAAGAAGUCCUCUAGAAGCAAAAAGAAGGUGUCGUCAUCGAAGGGUGCCACAAAGAAUGCGCCUGGACCGAAGCGCAAGACGCUCAACCUUAAGACAGGAAAGUGGCACAGCCUUGGUGACUACGCAUGGAUGGUAGGCUGGUAUGGGACCCAUGAUGUAGGAAACACGCAACAGGGGGAGCAGGAACACCGCCGUGUCAAGCGGUUCUACGUUCGGACGAACAAGAACAAGGCUGCACGUCAAAUAGCCCGCCGCCAGCGCCGUGAACAGCUUUUGACUCGAUUACUCGAGAAGGAUAGACAACGACGUGCUGAACUUACAGCUGGAACUCAACAAGCUCGGCCUCAAGGCAACGACACUGCACAAAAGCAGUCAUCAUUGAAUAAGACAGUAAACCGUCCUAGGAACGGUACACUCGCGGAUACAGCACGUCGUCGAGCAGCCCUCUGGCUCUCAGAAGAGGACCCGCUUCCCUUCCAUACCACUCCGAAGGAUCGCUAUCAUAUGUCAGACUCCGAACGCCAUCACGAGAACAUCUUCAGGUGGGCCAAUGCUCGACUCGGGGAUGAUCCAGCUUUAAGGAACUUUGUUCCGAACCUCAAAGACCAUCUUCUGUCUCGUCUUACAGGACGUGAGUACGAUGGCGACGAGGAUACCUUUGGCCCGGAUGAGCACGAUACCAUACAGUUUGUCAAUGACCGCAUCUACCUCCACAAGGCCCUCCGUAUCAAUUACACAACCUACGACAUGCGUCGCAGCCAGGACUCCAUCAAUCCACGCAGGCAGGCGGACGUCAUGCUCCUCGCACCACACGAAGACGAUGGAGACUCGCAAGCGAACGCCCAUCCCUACUGGUAUGCCCGAGUCAUCGGGAUCUUUCAUGUGAACGUGAAGCACCGCGGGCUUCUUUCGCGAUGUAAGGAUGUCCAGCGCAUGGACGUUCUCUGGAUUCGUUGGUUUGGUCGCGACCUCAGUGAACCCGGGGGUUUCAAGGCUCGCCGCCUCCAUCGCGUAGGCUUCAUUGAUUCUGACGAACCUAACGCUUUUGGUUUCCUCGACCCUGCACAAGUGCUUCGCGCAAGCCAUCUCAUCCCGGGCUUCACACAUGGCAAGACCACAGAGUACCUCCCACCUUCGAUAGCUCGUCAACCUGAGGACAACGACGAAGACUACAUAUAUCAUUAUGUCGGAAUGUUUGCUGACCGUGACAUGGUCAUGCGGUACCUCGGUGGCGCAGUUGGCCACAAAGGCCUGCCAUCGAACCGUAUCACCAUCCAGCAUCUGAUAGACAAGGUUCGCAGGUUCAUUCACCGCUGCUCUCAAACCCGAAGCAUUCGAUACCCGAAGGAGACCUUGAACUUGAACGAUGCGCUCGUGGACAAGCUUUGGGCAGACACAAAUGCGCCAAGUGCCGACUCGCCGGAUGUACCCAAGAACGACGCGAUGGCUGGUGGCGACGCCGAGGAUUCAGACACGGAGGAAGAGGAUGCAGUACCAAGUGACGAAGAAGACUUUGGGUAUGGCUGGGACUAUCCUGAAGAUCAAGAAGAUGACGAGACAGCAGGCGAGGAGCCAGUGGACGAGCAAGAGGUAGAUGACGAAGCGGAGCUUGGGCCGGAAGACGACUAUCCUCAGGAUGAUGAUGAAGAUGACGGCGAAGGCUAUGCGCCGCUCUGAUCGAACAGUGAGUGAGCACGUUGCUGUAGUAGUCACUCUCCGUAUUUACAUCAAGCUGAAAUGAUGUUCUGCGACUAGCCUACAUGGCGUACUACCCGACGUGGCAGAGGCUAUCAUUCUUGUAUCCUGGAAGUGACCGGCUGUGUAGAAGAUUCCCCGCCGUACUCUUACUAGUGGUGCGUCCGAGUCGAGCACCGAGUCUCACCGCCGCCGCGAGGUCACUUGUACUGAUUGUAUUUGCAGUGCUACUUACAAGUGUAUUAUCCCCACGAUGCAAUCUGACAUGCAGAGCAUAUUUACCAAGC